GUCGCGCCAAAGUCUUCAAGCUACAUCUCGUCGCAUCAGAACUUUUGUAAAAAUGGCGCCUUCGAGAACAAAAACAGUCAAAAAUAAACAUGCCGCGAACAAAUCCGGUAUAAGUUCCAGCAAAUCGUCAAAAGGAGGUCCGUCAGAUGGCAUCGUCAAGUCAAAACGGAAGGGUCCGGUGCUCUCGAAGCAAGUAAGAGGGAAAAACACUCCUGACCUACUGAAGAAGAAAAAGAAGAGGGUCUACUCGGAGAAGGAAUUGGGUAUUCCAGAAUUGAAUAUGGUGACCCCGGUUGGAGUUACAAAGCCUAAAGGGAAGAAGAAGGGCAAAGUUUUCGUAGACGACAAGGAAAGCAUGACCACGAUUCUAGCCAUGGUCCAGGCCGACAAGGAUGGAGAGAUCGAAUCCAAGAUGAUCAAGGCCCGACAGAUGGAAGAAAUCCGCGAGGCGAGAAGGGUUGAGGCGGAGAAGAAGGAGGACGAGAAAAAGGCAAAGCUCGACGAUACUAAGGAUUCACUGAGAAGAAAGAGGAAGAGGAUUAAGCAGUCUAAUGAGAACGACGACGGUGAUGGAAUCAAGGAAGUCGCAUCUGCUGGGACAAAAGCCACCAAACCUAAGAAGAAGAGGGUAUCGUUCGCCUAGGAGAUUUUGGAUGGGAAUAUGAAUGACUGGACGGCGUUUUGGCGUUGAUUCGGGCUACCCCCGAGAAAAUACGAGCAUUGAUCGAUAAGAUUAGCAUCAAAGCAUUUUCGUGAUACCCCCAGGACGAAAUUAAUACGGCUAUUACUAUGUGCAUGGGUCCAACCAGGCUGUUCAAGUUAGUUUAUCAUAUAACUAGAAGAUGAUUCCAGUCCCAACCAUAUUAUUUCCUCAAACAUACACCUUACACUCGGGAUGUAGCUUAGAAUGGUAUGCGACCCGACGGCUUGACUUAUCACUACCACCGACAUGAUUAACAUAGUCGUCAACCCUGCUAUAUAGUACGCUUGCGAGGAGGCCCAUCAAUAAAUGACUACCU
Daldinia decipiens is the source of this 1019-nucleotide messenger RNA. RefSeq lists its product as uncharacterized. Gene Ontology annotation, molecular function: mRNA binding. NCBI's taxonomy places the organism in Eukaryota, Fungi, Ascomycota, Sordariomycetes, Xylariales, Hypoxylaceae. Gene Ontology annotation, biological process: intracellular mRNA localization; ribosomal large subunit biogenesis. The coding region runs from base 53 to 643 and encodes 196 amino acids. The transcript is spliced from 2 exons. Gene Ontology annotation, cellular component: nucleolus; preribosome, large subunit precursor. The record is from RefSeq and is a predicted model, not a curated record.